CGGACGCUUGAACAAAACUCCUCCAACGAUCCGCGUGACUGCACUCGGUUCGUCGACCUGCUGUUGAUCAAAGUCCACCCAGUGUUUUGUUUAUUUUGGUACCAGUUGAACUGUAGCCCAGAUUCGUUGAGCUGAUUUGGGAGAAUACGAACAAAAUGUCAAGUGAUGAAAGUUCUGGUGAAAAAACACCAUUAAUAAGGGCAGGAUCAAAUGCAAGUGUUAAUAAUGGAAUAUUUCCGAUUGCACGUGUCAAAGCAAACAGCAACAAGAAUCUCUAUCUAUCAUGUGCAGCCAUGUUGCUUGGUUCGUUAUGUCUUGGAAUUACGCUCGGUAUGUCAUCACCCAUGAUACCUGAUAUGCAGGAUGAUGAGUCAGCAAAUGCUAUUCCUAUGACUGAUUCUGAUUACUCAUGGUUUGGAUCUCUGAUGACACUUGGAGCAAUGGCAGGGGGUAUAUUAGGUGGAGGUUUUAUUGGAUUCUUUGGAAGGAAGCUAACUGCAAUGUUAUGUGGGAUUCCGUUUGUUGGUGGCAUGUUGUUGAUGGCAUAUGCAGUGAAUGUUCCAAUGUUGCUUAUCGGCAGAACACUGACUGGAUUCUCUGGGGGCGUUGCUUCAUUGGUUGUGCCCACUUAUAUCAGUGAGACAUCCACUCCACAUCUUAGAGGGUUGCUUGGCUCGGCAAAUCAACUCAGUAUUACAUUUGGAAUAUUGAUAGCAUAUGCACUUGGUAUUUUCCUGACAUGGCGAUGGCUUGCUAUAGCAUCUGCAGUACCUUGUGCAAUGUUGACACUAUUCACUGCAUUUGUUCCUGAGACGCCGAGGUUUCUACUUAUGCAAGAAAUCGAAGAACAACAAGCGGUACCACCUCAGCAUCAACAUAGAAGACAAUCUAGGCAUUCUCUUGUGUUUUUGAGAGGUCAAAGUGCGGAUAUUGAAUCUGAACUUAAAGCAUUAGAAGACAAUUUAGGAAAAGCAACAGAGACUGUAUCAUGGCUUGAUUUGCUGAGAAAGAAAUCAAUUAGAACACCUUUGCUACUAAGUCUUGGUGUAAUGUUUUUCCAGCAAGGAAGUGGGGUUAAUUGUGUUAUGUUUUAUUCAAAGAAUAUUUUCAGGAACGCUGGAUUCACCUCAGAGACUAUGCAAAAUGUUGCCUUGAUCCUCGUUGCUUUUAUUCAAGUUCUUUUCACAUUAAUUGCAUGUGUUAUCAUGGAUAAAGCAGGCCGAAAAGCAUUACUAAUUGUAUCAGGAAGUUUCAUGGCUCUUAGUUCUGGUACUUUUGGUCUCUACUUUCAACUUUCUUCAUCUGGUGGAAACAACGGUACAGGAUUUGAUCUUGGACACGUUUUGGAAGAGAUAGACGCAUCAUCGGGGAACCUGAAUUGGUUGGCACUUGCUAGCCUACUAAUCUACAUGGCCGCGUUUGCAAUCGGUCUCGGUCCUGUACCUUGGCUCAUUCUAUCAGAAAUCAUUCCAGUCCGGGCGCGAGGUAAAGCGAGUGGAUUGUCAACAGGCUUUAAUUGGGUUUUAGCUUUUAUUUUUACAAAGGAGUUUCACGAUAUGCAGGUCGCAUUCACAACACAAGGUACGUUCUGGAUAUUCGCUGGUAUUUGUUUGAUAGGCAUCUUCUAUCAUGGCAUCUUGCUUCCAGAGACCAAAGGAAAAACACUAGAAGAAAUUACAGCUUAUUUCGAUCCCCGCCCGAAUAUUCACACCAUAGAAGAAGAACCAGAAGCUUAGUGGGCUGUAAAUGUUUUGAAAAUCUUUUAAUGAAGUCAUCUUUUAAUUUUUUAUCUAAUGUGCUUCAGGCCAAAAGUUGUUGAUGAAGCAGAGAAAAAUGAAAGUUUUAUUGCAACAAGGCUCUUUUCAAAUGUACUCUGGGCUUCUUCGUAUUACAUCAAAUUUUGGGAAAAUCUUCAGUUUCUCAACGAUGGCAUGUCAACAGAAUUGUGUCAAUAUAUUUGAUAUGGUCGAUAUCCUACCUCAUGCCAGCCUUCAAAGGUGUAGCCAGGGGUGUUUGAGGGUCAGAUCGCCCAUGCUCCCCCCCCCCCUCCCCUGAAAUAUAAAAUAUCUUUUUUUACUACUUUUUGCUUUUUAAACCCUAAAGCAGCGGUUCUCAACCGGGGGCUCGGCCCCCUAGUGGGGCCACAGAGGAGUUGGAGGGGGGCCACAAGGAUGGGCUGAAAUCUGAAUUUACUUUUCACUUUAAAAGUAAUCUCACAGUUUUUCCUAGUUUGCUGCUCAACAAAGUUAUUUCGCAGGGUGUUUUCGCUUUCUUUUGUGCAAAAUGUUAUAACAUAA
Molecule: messenger RNA, 2297 nt
Organism: Styela clava
Lineage: Eukaryota; Metazoa; Chordata; Ascidiacea; Stolidobranchia; Styelidae
Product: solute carrier family 2, facilitated glucose transporter member 8-like
Biological process (GO): transmembrane transport; carbohydrate transport
Cellular component (GO): membrane
Molecular function (GO): sugar transmembrane transporter activity
Source: RefSeq, a predicted model, not a curated record